Molecule: messenger RNA, 2226 nt
Organism: Aureobasidium melanogenum CBS 110374
Lineage: Eukaryota; Fungi; Ascomycota; Dothideomycetes; Dothideales; Saccotheciaceae
Product: AIP3-domain-containing protein
Exons: 3
Biological process (GO): establishment of cell polarity
Cellular component (GO): cytoplasm; cell tip
Molecular function (GO): cytoskeletal regulatory protein binding
Source: RefSeq, a predicted model, not a curated record
CCGCAGCAGCUGUCGACCAUCGAAAAGAGCGUCACCCAUCUGCUCGUCGCUACUAAGCAGCUCCUCGAAACUUUAACCCAAUGGUCUCGCAAUGCUGCCAGCGAGAGCGAGGUCUCGGAUGUCUACGUUCGUCUGGGCUAUGAGUUCAACAUUGCCUGUCGCGCCUUCAACGGCAUAGGUGUCGAUACCCAGGAUCUCGGCCCUGUCCCCGAUCUUCUGCGCGCCAUUCUCGAGGAGACCCUCAGCCAGGAAGCCAGUCAACAGAGCCUCGACCGAUUCCUCCCACGUAUUCGCGAUAUCAUCAUCAACCUACUGCAUGGCCUUAAGAAGAAGCAGCAGCGUUUGCGACAACGUACCAGCAGUGGCAUUGCCAACGAGCCUUCUGGUCAUGACCUCCCUCCACGCUCGGCCUCUAUCCAGGGAGGCAGGUCGUCACCGAGGAAAGAAUCCUUUACUCCUGCUGCCCCGACACAGCACGCCCGCGAUCAAAGCCGUGAUACUACAGUCUCCGACUCAUCAUCCAUGUCGAGCAAUGCCAUGCAAAAUAUCCCCGUCAUUGCUCCAUAUCCCCAAGAAGACACGAUGCCUGCUCAGCCACCAGCACAGUAUGGAAACGAACCUGCUCCUGUAGCCCACCAGCAGGAGUCUCCGCGACCGCCCUACACCGAACACAAUCUACCUCUGCCGCCUCCUCCCCCGCCACCGAAACAACAAGAUGCACUGGCUGCUUUGCAACGUGGUGGAGAGCUCGAGAGGAGAGCCUCGAGACGUUUUUCCGCCUAUCAAAUUUCGAAACAUUUGGGAUCUAGCAAUGGACGCCGCAAGUCUAGGAUACAGCGGCAAACCACUCCUCCUCCUUCCUUUAACGAAAAGGUUUCUUCUCAGCAGCAAUUUGUACCCGAAUCUUCGCCACAACCUGGCAAGGAAUUGACUCUCUUCCUUCAGUACAAGAGCAAGAUCAAGAAAUUUGUUCUGCCUGAUGGUGGUGAUUUGUCUAUAGCCAGGCUUCAACUUGCGUUCAUCGAGAAGUUUGCUUGGAAUACACACAACAACGGCAAUGACCUUCCUGAGAUCUAUUUGCAAGAUCCCGUUUCAGGAAUACGUCACGAAUUGGAAGAUUUGGCUGACAUCAAGGAUCGUUCUGUACUUGUUCUGAACGUUGAACAACUCGACGAAGUCAAGAAACACUUUGACGACAGUAUUGGAGGUAUCAAGAGCAUGAUCGAAAGUCUAAAAACCGCUGUGGAUGAUCAGCAGACUGCGAUUCAUCGAGUCUCCGAGAGACAACAAGAAGCUGCAAAGGAGAUGGCUACUAUGGUAGCAGCACCUGCACGCGCUCAAACACCUAACGCAACGCCGCCACCGCUCCAAACUGCAUCAUCCAAAGGCACACCUGCUCAGCUUACUGAAGUUCAGUCUCUCCGCCGCGAGCUUGCUGUUGUCCGUCAAACUUACACAUCGUUUGUCGACGACAUCAACUCAUCCAUGGCCUCUAUUCGAACCAAGGCUGCCUCAGUCAAGACUGCUGCGAACAAGGCGCGUGUUCCUUCCAUGUCCGCUGGCUCUGGUCGAUCCUACGUCAAUGGCGGCAAGAAAUCGCUUUCAGAUGAUAGCGAGAAGCUUGUCACCCAAGUGGAUGAUCUGCAAGAUACCGUGGAGGAUCUUCGCAAGGACGUCGUGCAACGCGGAGUUCGACCCCUACCUCGCCAACUUGAUGCCGUCAGCAAAGACAUUUCCACUGCAACAUCAGGCCUCAAGAAGUUGCAAGAGUUCCUCAAACGUGAGAAACCCAUUUGGACCAAGAUCUGGGAGAAAGAAUUGCAAGUCGUCUGUGAAGACAGAGAUUUGCUCACCAUGCAGGAAGAACUCUGCAUUGACUUGGAGGAUGACCUCGAGAAGGCGGCUGAAACAUUUGCACUCGUCGAGCAAGCUACAAGACAACAGAAUCUGCAAAACACGCCUCGCUCUUCUUCUCGUACACUCAACCCUGUUGCCCUCGACCGUGGUGGCGACCCCGAGAAAGCUCGCACAGGUGUUCUAGGCGAAGUACGCGCCCUCCAACCGAACCACGAGUCUCGCCUCGAAGCCAUCGAACGUGCCGAGAAAGCGCGACAAAAAGAACUGGAGGAACGUCGCGACGGCGAAUUUCAGAAAGAACUCAGCAGUUUUGUUGAGGAAGGAAAGCUCAAGAAGAGUGGUGGCGUAGAAGAGGCAGAGCGCUUGCGU